Molecule: messenger RNA, 402 nt
Organism: Owenia fusiformis
Lineage: Eukaryota; Metazoa; Annelida; Polychaeta; Sabellida; Oweniidae
Source: the annotation of a GenBank genome assembly
GUUCAGCGGAGAGUGCACUGCCACAGGUUGGGGAUUGACCCAAGGUACCGGUGACAAAACUGUACUUAGAGAAGUGACCGUACCCGUAUACGACACCAAGACUUGUCUCAAGUACUGGCCUGGCAAGGUGUCCGACAGACAGAUCUGCAUGGGACGUGUACCCCCAGCACCACGACAGACCGCCUGCAGAGGUGAUUCUGGCGGUCCUCUCGUCUGCAAGAAGGAAGGACGCUGGAUACUUGCUGGUGUGACGUCAUGGGGUACAAGAGAGUGUAUCGGACGCCCAGCAGUCUACACUAGAGUCUCUGAAUAUAUCGACUGGAUCCAACAAAAUAAGAAAUAAACGAAUUAUAUAGCCUAUAAACCUACACUUUGUUGCUGUAAAACCUGCUUGGUAGAUAG